This is a messenger RNA of Penicillium salamii, 1401 nucleotides long. The record is from the annotation of a GenBank genome assembly. Lineage: Eukaryota; Fungi; Ascomycota; Eurotiomycetes; Eurotiales; Aspergillaceae.
AUGGAUUAUCUCGUACGGUUUGCUCAGACUCAUGAGACUUUUCGUCGGCCAGAACUUGAGGCCUGUGCCACAAUUGCAGGCGCCAAUAUCGAAAUCCUUUCCUAUAACCAGUUUUCCCCCCACUGUAUUGUGAGAUUCCCAGAUGCAGCUGCGGCCGCGGCCACAGUCAAACGCAGCAUUCUAGCCAAGGAUGUAUUUGAACUAUGGGGCCAAGGCACAACCUAUGAAGAACUCCAUGAAGACAUCCGUCAAAGAUCCCAACAUCUCUGGGAAGAAUACAGCAACGUCUCAUGGAAAUUCGUCUUCAGCUGCUUCUCCGGGACGCGCAGUGCAGAGAAAAAGGGCGAACUGAUGCGCUCUUUCCAGUACAUGGGAUUCCGGGGUCCUAUUCGGAUGAAGAACCCCGAGCAAGAGUUCCAUGUGAUGGAAGAGUACAUUGACGACAUUGAAGUCGCGACACUGAAAGUAUCAAGGAUAGAAGAGCCACGGAAAAUCUAUCUAGGACGCAAACUAGCCACCAGCUGUCGUGAAGAUUUCAUCAAAUACGACCUCAAGAAACGUCGGUAUAUCAGCACGACAUCCAUGGAUGCAGAACUGAGUCUGGUAACGGCGAACAUGGCCCUAGCUGCACCCGGGAAAUUAUUCUUUGAUCCCUUUGUGGGAACGGGCAGUUUCAUCGUCUGCGCCGCGCACUUUGGAGCAUUGACGAUGGGAGCAGAUAUCGAUGGGCGGAGCUUCCGGGGCAAAGACCGGUCGAAGCUGGGAGUCUAUGAGAACUUCAUCCAAUAUAAGACGGAGAGCAAGUUCAUUGACACCUUGACCUCGGAUCUGACGAACACUCCUUUCCGAAGGACUGGGUUCUUGGAUGGCAUUGUCUGUGAUCCGCCUUAUGGUGUUCGUGAAGGACUACGAGUCUUGGGGGAGCGCAAGGGGAAAACACCUGUCAAUGUGAUCAUCGACGGGGUUCCCGCUCAUCUUCGACCUGGAUUCAUUCCUCCCAAAAAGCCAUAUGGGUUCGAGGCCCUGCAGAAUGAUGUGCUCAACUUUGCCGUCCGGUCGCUGGUGACCAAUGGUCGAUUGUCGAUGUGGAUGCCGACAUCCAAUGACGAGAAAAUCCAGUUCCCUGUGCCCAUGCACGAGGACUUGGAGGUUGUCAGUGUCUGUGUUCAGGACUUUGGAAAUUGGGCUCGUCGACUGAUUACCUACCGUCGUCUUCCCGAGGGAGAAAAGUCAGAUGUCUCAAUGGCUCGGAAAAAGACCGACGACGCAGGCUACGACGCAAAUGAGCUCAAUGCUUUCCGACGAGUGGUACGUUCUAUCGAACCGCAACGCAGUAAUCGGCUAACUGAGAAAAAAGCAUAUGUUGAAAGGUCACGGCACAAGAAGCGGAGAAGGCUCUGA